Molecule: messenger RNA, 2375 nt
Organism: Juglans regia (Persian walnut)
Lineage: Eukaryota; Viridiplantae; Streptophyta; Magnoliopsida; Fagales; Juglandaceae
Product: protein ENDOSPERM DEFECTIVE 1-like
Exons: 6
Coding region: 328-2016 (562 amino acids)
Biological process (GO): spindle assembly; centrosome cycle
Cellular component (GO): cytoplasm; nuclear microtubule; centrosome
Molecular function (GO): microtubule binding
Source: RefSeq, a predicted model, not a curated record
UUUUUCUUUCUUUGGUUAUUUUUCCGAACAACUUCUUAAGCCUGGCUGUAUUUCUUCUUCUUCUUCUUCUCUCUCGUAUCAGAUGCCGACUCAAUUCAAGGUUGUGACGGAGUUGCCAUCUAGAUCCAUCUUCUUCUUCUUCUUCUGUUAGAUCGGAAGACAGCAAGUACAGAUUUGAUAGAAGCGAAGCACCGUCGCCUGUCAACAUGAGAACAGACCCACAGAGGGAUUGCUGCAUAUAAGCAGCAAUUCAGGGAACGGGAGGUGUGCUUUUUGGUGGGAUUCAGAAAAUUUUGAGAUUAGAUUGAUCAAUCUGCCUCCGUGAAUAUGAAUGAAUCGAUGCAGCAGCAGCAACAAGCCAAAGUUUCAGACAACUCCACCGCCGCGACGGAGGAAGCGGUUUCUCCUCCUUAUCCUCCCCCUCCUCCUCCACCACCGUCUCAACGGCGGCCGAGGGUGAGGGAGGUGAGCUCUAGGUUCAUGUCUCCUGUCAUUUCAUCCUCCUCCUCCGCUUCGUCCAACUCGUCGUCGCCCCUUUCGAAGCCGCAUCGCUCGACCUCCGUUCAAAGGCCGCGGCAGCGGCACCUGGACAUGGAGCCGUUGUCUUGUUCCGAUGAGAACAGGCCCGUUGAGUCCGUUCAGAUUCAGAGCCUGGAGAACUCACCCCCUUUGGAUUCUCGAUGUAAAGCAUCUGCUCUGCCCUCUACUACUCACAGAAAACAGCGUGUGAAGCUUUUCAAAGAAAACGGAGGGGGAGGCAGAGCCGAACAACAUCUGCAGCAAACCUCAAAAACCUAUUAUGGGAAAAUUGUUAGCAACGCUUUUCCCACCCCCUCGAGGCCCGACACACCUAUGGUCACAAGCAGUAUGGAUAGGGACAGGAUAUCAUCAUCAUCAAGAUUCAGACGGUCUACCAACAACAGUGUCACAGCUGCGGCCAAGCUGUUGCAGUCAAGCGGCAUGUCAUUACCAGCUCAAUCUUCCGUUCCCCAAGAUCUAUCUUCGACGACUACCGAUGAUAGUAAUCACAACCCACCAGUAAACUGCUCAACACGAUCUCUUCCCGAUUUCCGCUCUUCCAUGCCUGAGGCUGACAUGUUGCCAACGGUUUCCAGUAGAUUGCUGCCCGAGAAAAAUUGCACUAGGGGUAAUGUGACUGCUAGCGGUGAUUCUUUCAAAUUCUCUGCUUCCCCUUGCUCCCGUUCUAUGAAUUUGCCAUUAUCAGGUUCCGAACACUCCUUGUUUCAUCCCACCAAAGGCAGUGACAAACAAGCGUAUGCUCUCUCUAAUUCAUACACAAACACUUCGAAGAUGGGGGCCCUCUGUCUGCCUCCAGUCCCGCCUUGUUCAAAAUUGGGGACAGAUGCUAGGAAGGGAAGGAAAGUUUCCACCCAUCAGGAAGAUGUACAUACACUGAGAAUGCUUCAUAAUCGCUAUCUGCAGUGGAGAUACGCCAAUGCAAAAGCAGAGGCCUCCAUCCAAGCUCGGCAAAGAGAAAGCGAGAGAACACUUUAUUCCCUUAUGGUAAAGAUAUCAGAGUUAUAUGCUUCUGUAAAGAGCAAACGCAUCGAACUUGGGCUUCUGCAAAGAACAAAGACUCUAUCAACAAUUCUUGAAACUCAAAUUCCAUAUCUGGAGGAGUGGUCUGCUUUAGAAGUGGAUUAUUCAAUUUCUUUACAAGAAGCAAUUCAAGCUUUGUUGAAUGCCUCGAUUCAACUACCCAUUGGGAAUGUUACGGCUGAUACCAGCGAGGUGGGGAAGGCACUGAACUCAGCAGUAAAGGCGAUGGAAAGUAUCCUUUAUAAUCUUCAAAGCUUCCUGCCGAAGGCAGAAGACAUAGAAUGCUUGAUUUCAGAACUGGCCAGAAUAAUCGGGGGAGAAAGAGCUCUUAUUGAAGAAUGUGGAAGUCUGUUGUCCAAGACAUGUACAUCACAGGUGGAAGAGUUCAGUUUAAGGGGACAGAUAAUCCAAUUACAUCGUUGCUGUCAUAAAGACGACCGACCAAGUAUAAAAUGAGUAAUGCUUUUUCAUCACAGCAUUUUUCAUGCUCUAGAUCAUCAUCCACCCCCUGGCCAUCAUCAUCUGUUGGAUCAACAAAAUAAGCUGUCAUAAGAAAGAAAUCUAUUACUUACUCUCUCACUCUCUCUUAGUUUUUUUGGGGUUUCAUUUCUUGUUGGAGAGGAGGGUGGGGGUAUUUUGGCAGAAUGUCUAUCAUAUUCUAUACACUUAAGGCUUACCGGGUGGCAGGGAAGAGAGAGAGUUCAUCACCCUUCUCCCCCUGCAAUUCUUUUGUUCUUGUGUAACUUUCAACAUGAGCUCUAUUGUUUUAUUUCACAGCUCUGUGAUGAGCAGAGUGAUUUUAUGCUCUCUCUCUC